UAACUAACAUAAUCCCAAAGUUACAUAAAUAUAUAAGCCCUGUAAACUGUCAGUAAAUUUUUUUUGAUUGAUUUAUGUAUGUACGUUUGCCAGUUUUACAUCGUUUUGCAUACAGAAUUUUAAAUAAAACGGGCCUGGUUGGGCUCAUAUUUUUCACAUUGAAAUACUUGUUCUCCCCAUAAUUACGUAUCUCUGAAUUCUAGGAAUACACAUUGAAAUGGGAUUUGCAAAUUUCUUUAUUUUUGCAACGCUUGUAACCUCCGCGUUGAGCGCUGUGGUCCCAAUUAAUGGGGGAAAAUAUAUUUUGGAAACGAGGGUAACCUUGACGGGUAUUUUAAGCGUUAAAAUCACGGCUGAAACGUUGGGCUGGAUCGGGUGGGGGAUAUCACCUAGAGGAACGAUGAUGGGGUCGGACAUGGUCAUGGGGGGAUUUAAUGGAGCCACGGGGGAAGCAUAUAUUGGGGAUCGCUACGCGUCUCAUCCAGGCCUCCCAGAAUUAGACAGGGAACAAAACGUUGAGCUUGUCUCUGCCUCUGAAAACGCUACCCACACCGUCCUGGAGUUCACGAGAGCUGUGGACACUGGCGAUAUAGAUCAGGACCUUACAGUUGAGAACGAAGUCCAAUUUAUCGUGUGGGCCAUCGGGGACACUGAUGACCUCGUGUAUCACGGUGUUGGUAGUCGUGGGUCUAUUCAACUGAAUUUGAUGGAUGGUUAAAUCACACAAAUUUCUUAUUUCUGGAUAUAACAAGUCUUGUCCUCCUUAAUGUGGUUGAUUACUUAUUUACGUAAUAAAAAUAAAAUAGAAAGGAUUUCCGCACUAAA
This is a messenger RNA of Folsomia candida, 825 nucleotides long. RefSeq names its product DBH-like monooxygenase protein 2 homolog. The transcript is spliced from 3 exons. Gene Ontology annotation, molecular function: dopamine beta-monooxygenase activity; copper ion binding. NCBI's taxonomy places the organism in Eukaryota, Metazoa, Arthropoda, Collembola, Entomobryomorpha, Isotomidae. The coding region runs from base 218 to 718 and encodes 166 amino acids. The record is from RefSeq and is a predicted model, not a curated record. Gene Ontology annotation, cellular component: secretory granule membrane. Gene Ontology annotation, biological process: octopamine biosynthetic process; norepinephrine biosynthetic process; dopamine catabolic process.